CGCUGGGAGGGGCGAUGCGCCGUCUGCGGCCGCGGCCCUGCCGGGCGAGGCGGGGCCUUGCUGCCCGCCCGGCGGCUGUGUGGCGCGGGCCGGGGCAGCCGGCGCGGCGCGGGGAGCGGACGGAGACCCAGGUAGGAAGUACGGGAGGAAAACGAAGACUUGUAGGAGUGCUGAAGGCCACCACAUUUUUUAAAGUACUUGUAACAGGAAGCAGGAUAAAGCUUGGCGUAAAAUCUUCUUGACCCGGUACAACACUACAGAAGCUGUUUAUUGCAUAACUGCGAUCAAACAGGGGCUCUUCUUUUUUUUAAACUGUUCAUAUGACGACAAGAGCGAGGCUUUGGGUGAAAGAGGCGUCUGCAGAAGUACCAGCAUCAAACCUAGCGAGGAGCUGCCAUGAGCAUCACUAGCGAGGGGCUGCUGUGACAGUCCCGGACCUGUCCUGGUCACAACCUGUAGAGCCACAGCUUGGUGGGAACGAGCUCUCCAGUGAAAACUACUGAGCUGAAUCAAAGUUCCAGUUUGUUUCCAGCAUCAGCCCUUAAGAUCGGAGAGUUUUCGUCAGGGACUGGAGCGAAAUGCUGUAUGUGUUUUGCUUUUCUUCUUCAUAAAGCAGCUCGGCAGCUGCGCGCUGGUUUCGACUCGGACCGUUUGUGUGAGCCUGGAUUCUCAAAAGACAGGUAAACUGAAACUCCAAGAAUGAUGAUCAGCUCAUUGGCAAGUUACAGUAAAACCACAUACAAGGCGACGAAAUAAAGACUACGGUAUGAGUGCUUUGUCAGAUAAACUGACCAAAAGAAGUACAUACUUGGAGGCUGUUAUAUUAAAGUGUCGAACUCUGUGUGUCCCUCCCUACUACCCCAACACUUCUGCGCAUGAAAUGCUUGAAAAGAAGGAGCUGGUGUGGCUUACUUGUCACUAAAGUGAACUACAUUGGAUAUAAAAGAGUAUUGCAGGGUGCAGAGGACAGCGCAGCUCGAACACUCUUAUCACACUAAUGGAAAAAAAUUAUUCUUUACAGCAAAAGAUGACAUCUACAUUUUUGCUCAUUGGUCAUAUCAUUCUACUGAUACCUCUGUUCAGUGCUGAAGAAUGUGUUAUUUGUAAUUACUUUGUGCUUGUUGGAGAACCUACAGCUAUUAGUUGCCCAAUAAUUACAUUGCCAAUGCUUCACCCUGAUUACAAUCUGACGUGGUAUAAAAAUGGUAGUGUUACACCAGUAACCACAGAGAGAGACGCCAGGAUCCAUCAGCGAGAGGGCUUGCUUUGGUUUAUUCCUGCAACACUGGAAGAUUCUGGACUUUAUGAAUGUCAUGUAAGGAGGCUUAACCAUUCUAACCAAAAAAUUAUAAAGUUAACAGUUUUUAAGAACGAUAACGGUUUGUGUUUUAACGGAAAAAUGAAGUUUGAACAAAAAGUGACAAGCACAAAUACUGGAAAGAUUAUAUGCCCUGAUCUAGAUGUUUUUAAAGAUGAAGAAAAUAAUCAGCCUAAAGUACACUGGUAUAAGGAGUGUAAGCCUGGAUUUCUUGAAGACAAGCGACUUCUUUUGGCAGAGGGUGAAAAUGCUGUUUGGAUUCACAACGUAACUGUACAAGACAGAGGAAACUACACAUGCCAUAUGGUAUACACAUACAGGGGAAAAAAAUAUAAUGUUUCACGAACUGUGAGUCUAGAGGUUAAAGAAGGACCGAGGAGACCAGAGUUUAUUUAUCCGAAGAACAAUACAAUUGAAGUAGAACUUGGCUCUCAUGUAGUUAUGGAAUGUAACAUUUCGAGUGGCAUAAAUGGCUUGAUUCCAUUCUGGCAAGUUAAUGAUGAGGAUGUUGAUAGCUUUGAUAGCACCUACAUGGAACAGUUUUAUGAAGAGAGGAUGCCUCAUGGACUUGCUGUGUCUGGAACAAAAUUUAACAUUUCAAAAGUGAAAGUAAAGGAUUAUGCUCAUCGUUUUUUCUGUCACUUCAUAUAUGGUACUCAACAGUUUACAGCCUACAUCAAACUGGACCGCCCAGCUCGGAACAUUCAGGGUUACUUAAUUGGAGGAGGAGUUUCUUUGGUAUUUUUAGUAUUUUUUACUCUUUUUAUCUACAAGAUCUUCAAAAUUGAUAUUGUGCUUUGGUAUCGGGACUCCUGCCGUCCUUUCCUGGGUAAAAAAGUUUCAGAUGGGAAGAUCUAUGAUGCUUACGUUCUGUAUCCAAAGAACAGAGAGAGCUGCUUGUAUUCAUCAGAUAUUUUUGCUCUGAAGAUACUGCCAGAAGUCUUAGAAAGACAGUGUGGAUAUAAUCUCUUCAUAUUUGGGAGGGAUGAUUUACCAGGAGAAGCUGUGAUCAGCAUUGCUGAUGAAAAAAUCCGUCAAAGUAGAAGAGUGAUAAUUGUUUUAGUACCGGAACCGUCCUGUUACGGUGUUCUAGAAGAUGUGUCUGAAAAGCAUUUAGCAAUGUAUAAUGCUCUUAUCCAAGAUGGCAUUAAAGUAAUUCUCAUUGAACUUGAAAAAAUACAAGAUUAUGCAGCCAUGCCAGAAUCCAUCAAAUAUAUCAAGCAAAAGCAUGGGGCUAUCCGAUGGAAAGGGGACUUCUCAGAAAGGUCUCGCUCAGCACAUACUAGAUUCUGGAAGAAAGUGCGCUACCACAUGCCAUCCAGGAAAAAUGGACCUUCGUCACAAUUGCGUUUGUUACCAAAAGACUAAUUCUCCCUAAAUAACAAAAGAAAAAUGACACUUAAUGACUAAUUCAGUUCACAUAGCUGGUGAUGGAUUGAUUGAAGGUCACAAGUAUCUGUUUUGUGCAGACAAUCUCAUCCAAAUUUUCUGGAUUGAAGGUACUACAACUUCAUCUACAGAUGUGAAUCAUUUUUUCUUCUGGCCAGAUCAACAGAACACCUUGAAACGUUGUCAGUAGCACAGUGAUGACACGGAAACCACGUUGGAAGCAUAUGAGGCCUUUUUCCAAGAAUUGCACUGUGAUUUGGUGGAAUUCUUCUGGUAUUAAAAAUGGAAGGGGGAAAAAACUAUCAAAAACACAGAAGACUUGUUUUUUUGCAAUUAAAGGUUGAAUAUGAAGGGAACUGUAUUAAUUAUAAUCGUGAUAUUAUGUAAUGGACAUGGUUGAUGCCAGUAAAUGUUUUUGUUUCAAUUUUUUUAAUGAAAUGAUACAAAACUUCUUUGUUACAAGUUGGUUAUUUGCCUUGUUCAGUUUGCUGAAAGAUAAAUCCCUCUGUGUUACUGAAUCACUGUGUUACUGUCCAAGAGAAAGAGACAGUUCCAGCUCCCUAAAAGUGCUGUUGAACCUGAAAAAGCAUAAAUACUUUUCCCUGAUCUUUUUUACAUUUUAAAGAACUGUACUAUUUUCAGUCACUUGCCCUAUGCAGACAUUGUAAAAAUACCAUUGUAAUGCAGUACUGAGUCCAAAAAUUAUUUUCUAGUUAAGUGGCUUAAUAUAUUAGUUCUUAUUUUACCCAAGUGGAAUAAUUAGCUACUGACACAGACUCUCUCAUGGAGAAUACAGGAUGGUUGGCUUCGUCCGCCUUACCUUAAGGACCAGAUCAAGAGGUGUCAGGGCACACGCUUCUUGUGAGCCACUGUUGCUGAAGGAGAUCAGGUCUUCCCUCCUGUUCCCACCCAGGGUGCUGGCUCUAGCAUUUGGCAGCUCCAAAAGCUGAAGCUGGCUGAACAGGCUAAUGUGGCAGAAAUUGUUCAUUUCCUUGGGAUAGUUUUAUCCCAGAUUAGUGAGUUUAUCUGGUUUCCCAGAGGGUUCAGAGUACAAGGGGAGAAGAAAAGGGGUGGCACAACCCUGCUUUUUGGCUCCAGAGAUGUUUAGAAAAUAGAGCUAAAAUAACUUUAUUGCCCAGUACUCCUUAAAGUGAGAGAGAGGGAUGCCCUGUGUUACCCCCUGCAGCUGCUUGCUUUUCUCCUUUCCCUCUGCCCUGAUGAUGUAAGGAAUCUCAGGUGACUGUGUACUGAAUUUGGCUGGGGCUGGGUGAAUUGAGGUUUGGAGUCACAGCUUCUAAACAGCUGUUUGGGAAAGGAAGCUGUUAAAACUUACUGUGCAUGUUGAAUCCUUUCUCUUUCUUUUUAUUUUUUUUUUAAUUUGUUAACAAUAUUAUGUAUGUCACAGUUGUUAACUCUGAAGUUAUGUUUGGCUUGUGUGUAGCCAGUGAUGUAGUUUGUAACGAUCAGUUCUUUUUUCAGGGGAGGGACUUGAUUUGAUUGAUUUUUUUUUUUUUUUUUAAUUAUCAAAUCUGUUUCAUGCCAUGUUUAUAGCUAUGAAUUUCAUAGGAGCAGGAGAUGUGAGAGCCAAAUUACCUGUGCUUUUCGGUCUGUCCUUGAAAGUUACAUUUUAUAUGGUCGUAUAUGGGAGCUUCAGGAUUUGGCUGUUGCUGCCUUUAACUGCUGCUUGCAACUCUGAAUUCCUGUGUGUGUCCUAUCAGCUUCUCUCUUGCAGCACCUUUUGCUCUCCUCCCGUUCAGACUCCAGCCUGUCUUUUCCCAUGUAGCUCCCUUAUCUUGGAACAAGCAACUCACUCUUGUGUCAAACUCCCAUCACUUUCCAAGCUGUCCUUGAAGGCUGUUGCUAAUAUAGCGUUAGGCAGAAAUUUUUCCCUUUGAGCUGGUCGUUUGGUAUCUCCACUUAUUCAUCUGAAAAAACGCAUGUUCUGCAUCCUUCGGAAUUCAUGUACUCAUUUUGACACUGCAGUGUUGGCUUUUUCUUCUUUCAUGGCUCAAGCAUUUAUCUUCUUAUGCCUCAAGCAUUUAUCUUCUUAUGCCUCUAUCCUCAAUCAAACAAAACUGAUAGUGUGAAGUGCAAUCCGAUGGAAGAACUGCCCAGUGAACAUGGGAUGGUGUGACCCUCACGUUCUGCCUGGUAAAAGGCAAAACCAGUGGAAAUAGGUUCCUCUCCCACCUAAAGUGCUUUGGUUACCUCGGUGUAUGCUGGAAACUUGAAACUGCUUCUGAGAGACAGUGCCUUCUGAGAUUUGUGGGUUGAAUGUGUGUUUGGCCAGAAUGGAAUAAGAAUCUCUUCAUGUCAGGAUAAGAAGGAAAAAAGUGCAUUUGAAAUAUCAGACUAUUUCAAACUGUUAUGGUACUGGAGUGUUUUAUUGAUGAAUGUCAUGUAUGUAUAGGCCAAUGCACAUGUUUAUACUCUGUUCUCAUUCUGUGUUUUACUCAAGACAGAAGUGUCAAGGAAGGAUCGGUUCUGGUCAUGAAGUGCCAGCUGUUGCACACAGUCUGCUUUUAAAUACGGUGUGUGUUCAGUGACAACCUGUUGUAGGGUAAAAGAGCUAUGAGAUCCAUCUGAAGUUAGUGAGAUCCAUCUGAGCAAGGUUAAUUGUGACGGUUCAUAUCGAUAGAUUUUAGUAGAACAGAAGCUGUACGGUUUGGUCACAGAACUCUUCUGUAAGAAGAUCCCUAUAUCAAAUGUGAAGACUAAACACUGGAAGUAUGCUAUUUGUACUCUGAAGACUCGGGUACAAUACUGACUUUGUGCUUCCACCUUGACAGCUCGCAGUAUGCAGGCCAGCCAACAGAGUUCCAGUGACUUCGGGCCUCCUGAAUUAUUUUUGCUGACUGGAAUAGAUUGAAUGAAAAACUGCUACUUGUUAUCCCUGCCUUUAGGGAUAAGGAAGUUAUUUUACUGAGCCAAAAUACUGUUUUGUAAAAAAAUAUUUGUUCCUUUUGAUGUAUUUAUACAAAUGAUGCAAAAGUUUUCACCCGUGUUACAUAAAGGCACUUUGAAGAAAGGUCCAUUUUUUAAUUAAAUAA
This is a messenger RNA of Chroicocephalus ridibundus (black-headed gull), 5757 nucleotides long. RefSeq names its product interleukin-1 receptor type 1-like. The coding region runs from base 998 to 2686 and encodes 562 amino acids. Gene Ontology annotation, biological process: signal transduction; regulation of inflammatory response. The transcript has 13 exons. The record is from RefSeq and is a predicted model, not a curated record. Lineage: Eukaryota; Metazoa; Chordata; Aves; Charadriiformes; Laridae. Gene Ontology annotation, molecular function: interleukin-1, type I, activating receptor activity.